This is a messenger RNA of Cylicostephanus goldi, 132 nucleotides long. Lineage: Eukaryota; Metazoa; Nematoda; Chromadorea; Rhabditida; Strongylidae. The record is from the annotation of a GenBank genome assembly.
AUGCGGAAGGUCAAGCCUGCCGUAAGUGAAAUGGAGAAGAAAACGAUGAAAGCAGGGUCUUCGAUGUUCCUCAAAGCUAUGAAUCAGGCUAGCGUUAGCGCUGGAUAUGGCGCCUCUCUUAUGGACAAAAAG